AUGAUAGAUCCAAGGACCAAUACACGGCUUCCACGUAGAUCAAGGAGGCUGUCGAGUCGAGUGCACAGUGGCUCAGUGGAUGAGUUGCCAGUCGGCCCGACCGAUGCCUGUCGCUGCGAACACUGUCCGGUCAAGAAUCGCCAUAGACGGACCGACGAGGACAAUUUGCGAUCCGCAGCGAUGCUGCGAAAGGUUGAAGCUGCCAUCGAGACGAAUUUCCAGUAUGCCUUGGCUGACCUGGAGGAAUUUGUGCGCUUGAAAUCUGUAUCUGCUGACUUGGAGUGCAUUGGCGACAGCCUGAAGGCCUUGUGCCUGUACCGAGACCGUCUCGAGCGGAUGAGAUUCAACAUCUUUGAGUACAAUAUCAAUGCGCCCCGUGCUGUCUGCGACACCUCACCCCAUCCAAAGGUCGUGUUCGCCCACUACUUCUCCUCGCCCUCAAAGAACACAAUUCUGGUCUACGCGUACCUGGAUGUGACCCCGGCCAAGUUUGAGGAUGGCUGGCUAUCCGAGCCGUUUGAGUUCUACAUGAACGACGACAUGCUGUACGGGCGCGGAGUUUGCACCGGCAAGGGCAUGGCCCUGUGCUGGCUGCAGGCCAUCGAGGCCUGGAUGGAACAGCACGGCGAUCUGCCCAUAAAUAUCAAAUUCAUUAUAGAGAUCAUGCACACGGUGGGCAGUGUCGGCCUCCAGCACUAUAUACAGGUGAAAAGGGAGUUCUUUCAGGACGUCGAUUGCAUUGUGUUUGGCAACAAUUCCUGGAUAAAUGAAAUGAAGCCAAUGAUGAGCUGCAGCCUGACCGGCUGGGCUCACUUCGGCCUGGAGAUGCGUGGCGGCACAAAGACCCUGGAAGGGGGCCUGGUGGGGGGGCUCGUGUACGAGCCAAUGACGGAGGUACCCACGGCCGUCACGGAGUGGGACCUGAUCGAGUCGGCGAUAUUCAGUGACUAUGCCUACAAGGAGCAGUUCGGAAUCAGACGCAUCCGGUACGAGCUGACCAAGGCAGAGCUGCUGCACAAUCGCUGGUGCCAGGGCACAUUGAGCAUGCACGGAAUCGAGGGCAGUUUCAGCCGGAAGGGCUCCCUCACGCCGAUACCCAUGUCCGUGAUGGCAAAGUUUUCCAUGAAACUUCUGCCCGAUCAAAUGGUGAACCUGGUCCAGAACCAUAUCGAGGAGUUUCUGCGCACGAAGUACGACGAACUGAAGAUGAGAACCAGCUUCAAGCUCCAUCUGUUGGAUUCGUGCGAUCCGGCCCUGUGGGGCAUCGAUGCCAGAUACAACAAGGCCCUCGUUCGAUCCAUCAGUCGUGUCUACCAGGUGCAGCCAGAUCUAUCGAUGAACAUUGUCACUAGCCUGCCGAUUGCCAGCACGUUUAAGAAGAUUACGGGCAAGCCGAUCAUUCUGAUGCCCUAUUCGCAGCGCAUGGACUACUCCCACGUGGUCAACGAAUCCAUUCCCAAGCAGUGCUUCCUUCGCAACAUCAAACUCUGCACGGGUCUGAUGCACGAGCUGUCGCUGCUGCCCACACGCUGCAAGUGCGAUGUCGCCUUCGACUACUGCAACCGGCGGGGCAUAGCCGAGAUGCUGAAACCGGCCACAGAGAAGUCGACGCAUAAGCCCACUAUAUUUUCACGUCUCAGAAAGCACAGAUCGGUGAAGCCGCGCGACCAGCCACCAGAACCUCAGCUGGAACCUCAGCGGAAAAGGUUAAGGGAUUGGCUCUGUGCUCCUUUCAGGCGCUAUCGGAUGAACAAAAACAAAUUCUCCCCAAAGUAA
Messenger RNA from Drosophila obscura, 1776 nucleotides. RefSeq names its product cytosolic non-specific dipeptidase-like. The coding region runs from base 1 to 1776 and encodes 591 amino acids. NCBI's taxonomy places the organism in Eukaryota, Metazoa, Arthropoda, Insecta, Diptera, Drosophilidae. Gene Ontology annotation, molecular function: peptidase activity. Gene Ontology annotation, biological process: proteolysis. The transcript has 2 exons. The record is from RefSeq and is a predicted model, not a curated record.